GGUCGAUGUGCGGCAGGGCGGCCUCCCUCUUGGUCUUGUGGGCGACGUCCUGCUGCUGCUUGCUCCGGGUGAGGGCGUGGCGGAUGAUGGCGCGAUGGUCGACUACCUAUAUAGAGAUGGAUGGAUGGAUGGAUACAUUUAGAUAACUGCCAACACUCCCCUCCCCUCCCCACCCCACCCCAUCCACCGCACACACAGCCGGGCUUCCCUCAUGCGCCUGGUGUGAUGUCCACGAGUCUGACGUUUGUAUCGACAUAUACGAACAGCAGGGCCCCUUGGUGCGACUCCACCUCCUGCACCGUCCGCCUGCUGAUCGCACGGUCGUCGCAGCUGUACCACUCCCCGUCGUACUGCCGAGUGGCCAGGGUGCUGAAGUGGCCCUCCACCGCCUCCUCGCCGUGGUGCACCACCACAGACACCAGCCGGUAGCUCGGCUGCGGGGCGUCCUGCUCGGGCAGCGUCCAGCUGUUGUUCCAGUUGAGAUGAGACGUGUACACCAGCUGCUUGGCCGCCUGCAGGGGGGCACAGACCGCACUCACUGAGAUGUGUGUGUGUGUGUUGUGUGUGGGGUAGCUUGGCUGACUGGCUGAGAGGCUGACCUUCUCGAGCGCGCCCUGGCCGUAGAGAGUCUUCUUGACGCUGACGACCAGGAUGGGCGGCGUGACGUCGAUAUACUGCCGCUGUGAGGAGGUGGGGGGCACAUGCUCGGGACCGAGGGCUGAGGCCGACAGCUGGGGGCUGGACGAGGCGUGGAAGAUGCCCAACGUGUUUGAUAUCGCAUCUCUGCGUAGACAGAUUGACGGAUACAGCACAGCCAGGACAGCCACCGCAUUGAUUGCAAUGAGGGCGCCAAUGGCGGGUGCGGUGCCAUUGACGUGAGUGACGUGGGGCAUUCAAUGCAUUCAUGUUCGUGUGGGCUUGGCUUGGCUUACUCGAUGCUGAACACGUCGUCGUGCGCGAUGGGUGCGUCGAGGAGCCAGAAGGGCUCUCGCUUCUUGUCGAGACCGCCGCUGUCCGUCUUGACCAGACGUGUCAGCACACCGGCAAACAUCCUAGAUACAGACAGACAGACAGACAGACACAGACAGACAGACACAGACAGACAGACAGACAUGCACUCAUCCCAUCCAUGGGUGGACUCUUGUGAGUGUCUGUCCAUCGUUCUCAUCCGUCCAUCCCUACUUGCUGAUUGGCGACUCUCGAGCAUCCUGCAGCGUGUCCUCCCUGCAUACCAUACGCAGCACACCACACGGUCAAUGCACUGAGUGCAGCCAUGGAAAGAGAUAAUGCUCAUGGAUGCUUGUGGCCGGCCAUGUAGUAGUAAUUAAUGCUCACAGGGCGGAGGGGGGGCUGCCAGCAGACGACGACGGGCCAGAGGGAGAAGAGGGCCGCUGAUGGACGGACGGACGCACCGACAGACAGACAGACAGACACAACAGGCGAGAAUGGAAGCCCACAUGGGCCGUCUGUCUGUCUUGACAGGCUCUCUCGCUCGAUCAGAUCACCUACCCGGCUUCGGUAGUAUCUGCUCUCGUUGUGCAGCCCGUCCAGAAGGAACAGCAGCAGCUCAGAAGGAUCGCUCUGCACACCCCCAUACGCCGUCGACGGGCCUGGUGGACCACACACAAGACAGACAGACGGCAUCCACGCAGAGAACAAAUGGAUGGAUGGUGUGCGGCUGGGGUGGGUCCCACCCCAGAUGCUCACUGACCCUGUCGGCCGUUGGUGUCGUGGCCGUUGUGGUCAUUGUGGUGGUGGUGGUUCUGCUGCGACCGCUCCUCGAACAGUGUCAGCAGCGGCUGGAAGAAUGCUGACGCGUACAUGACGGGGAAGGACAUGCUGCUGCUGCUGCUGUUGCUGGGGGUGGUGACACCCUCGUUCUUGAUGCGACGGGCAAGCUCUGCAAACACAGACAGCAUCACACAGUGAGACAAGAGACAGACGUAUGAGGCCGGUGAGUGACCCAUGUGCUGUUUUGGGUAGGUGGCUCACUUGGCUCCUGCUCAAUGCGCUGGCGGAUGACGCUGUCCGCCACGCUCUGCAAGUCCUCAUCUGUGGAUCGGUCAGCCCUCCUCGGCUCCCUGCCGUGAUGCCUGCGGUAGAACUCCCGGAACAGCGACGCGAAGGCGCCAUGGAAGGGGUACUGAGGCCGACGGACACUGUCGUCGCCGGCAAGGUAAGCCCGGUGGGAAGUCUGCAGGGGUGACACAACCAGCGGCGAUGGAUGGAUGGAUGGAUGGACCAUGUGGUGUGUGUGUGUGUGUGGCGUAGCGUACUUCCGCACAGAGUGAGAGGUAGUCCUGGAAGAGGUAGAGGGGAAUGAGUGCUUGGAUGAGGGCGUUGAGGUAGCAGUAGUUCUUGAUGUUCGACAGCGCACGCAGCAGGUACGGACGCGGCGACUGAUGUAUGUGACACACACACGCACACACACACAUACACACACACAUAGGGACGUGCGAACACUGCAUAUGUGCAGCAGCACAUCUGUGUGUCGUACGUAUGUCAUGUGUGUUCUCACAUACCGGUUGCAUGAUGAAGAGGUCCGGGUCCAUUGCCAUCCGCCUGGCCUCCGCCUCGCUGACCUGUCCGCUCUUCGUGAGGGCGAGAGUGCGGCGCUUGACAUACAUCUCAUACUACAGGCCACGCACAACACACAAGCACGGUGUCGACAUGGAUGGUGAUUGAUGCACCUAUCUACGUUUCUCCCUCCCUCCCCUUGGUCUCCUUCCUGCCUGCCUUACAAACGUACGUGGUAGAGCCGGUUCCGCUCGAAUGGCUGGAGCUGUGUCGGGAGGACAGUCCUCGCCUCCAUCAGGCCCCAAUAUACCAGCCGAGUCAAGAUGCUGAAGGCCGCCCCGCCGUGCGGCACACAUGCCAACGCCGCGUUGGCCAGCCACACAGGUGACAGCAUCCGCCGCCCCACCCACUCGUUGCCACCCCUCUCCCUCUCCCUCACCAAGCCGUCACCAGCAGCGCUGCCGUGAGGGGUAAUCGGCACUUCGGUGCCUGCGGGGGAUGGCAGCUGGGCCGUGGCUGACGGCGUGUCCCAGACACUGCCGCCAUUGAGUUGUGGGCGUGGCCGAGGAACGGUGGUUGUCGCCUGGGGGCGCGCGGCGACGGAUGAGGAUGGCACAGACGGGACGACAGGGGGCGCCGAUGCUGCUGGUGCUGCUGGUGCUGUUGGAGGUGCUGGUGCUGGUACUGGGAUCUCGCUGGGUGAUGCUGCUGCAGCAGCAUGUGUGGGGGACGCCUCGUCGACCGCCCUCUCCCGCCGCAGCAUGAAGGCGCCCUCAUGAUAACCCUUGCCCUGGCUGACUGUCACGGGCGUCCACUCCUGGCCGGCGUCCCACUGGAUGGUGAGAGUGAAAGCACUCUUGCCGUGGGGCACCUGGGAGGGCACUGAGACCCCCUCCUCAUCGACAUUGGCCGACCGCAGCAUGUCGCUGAUGGCCUCCACGCACUCGCUGAUGGCGCGGGUGAGGUCCAUGCGGACGUCCUGGCUGUCGACCACGACUGUCGGCCCCACGCGGCUGAUGCUCGUGAGGAGACGGCCGGUUUGCGGGGCGAGGGGGACGCCGCCAGGGGUGGAGGGGGCCAAGGUGGCCGACUGGUUGAAAGAGUGCUCGAGAUACCACUGCACACAAACACAGGCACACGGUACGGAUUGUCGGCACCAGACGCAUCGCAUCCAUCUGCUAGCUCCACGCCAGGCCCACCUGAGUGCGGUCACUCCAGCUGUCCUCCAGCCCUCGAAGCACAUCCGAUGCGCGCAGCACGCCUGCGCCAAUUGGUUCCUCAUCGACGUGCUCAACAUCGAGACAAGUGGGGGCGGGAUGAUGACGGGGACGGGAUGAGGAGGAGGAUGAGCCGGGAGGCUUCCGAGACUUGACCGAGCCCGUGCUGCCACCUGCAGCCGCUGCGCUGGUGGGGGUCCUGCCGUCGUGAGGUGUGGAUGUGAUGCUUUCCACAGUGGCGUCCGUCUGAGGCUUCCGCUUGGCCUUUGAGAUGGCCAUCCACUCUCCCUCAACCACUGAGUCGCCUGCCACCGCCUCAUCGUUGUCAGCGGCCUCGUCCGCCCCCACCCCGUGGCCGUCCUGUGUCGUGAUGGUGGUCAUGCUCUCGAUCAGCGCCGUCUCGAGGGCGAUGUCGCUCUCGUCGUCCUCACGAUGGCUCUCGACAUCCUCCUCCUCUUCAUCGUCAUUAUCAUCGCCAUUGUCGUCGGCUGUGGCGGCCGUUGCUGUGGUGGAUGCGUUGAUCUUGCUGCUGGGGUCUGCCCUGCCCCUGCCCCGAAAUGCCCCCUUGGUCUUCUUCUUUGGCUCCUUCUUGGCCUCUGCCUCCAGCUCCUUCCGCUUGAUGGCGUCGGCCUUCUCCUGCGCCAGGAGCUGCUUCUCCAUCUGUGCCGCCCUCCUCUGCUGCGCCUCAAGCGCCGCUGCACUCAUCGGCUUCGCUGGCGGCUGCUGCACAGCACCGCCCUGCUGCUUGGCCUUCCGGCGGUCGCGCUGCUCCUUCUUCUUGGCGAGCUUCUCGUUGCGUGUCUCGGGGUCCUCCUGAGUGGUCUCGGUGUGCCGCGUCAUCAUGAACUGAGAGACGACGUCACGGUCAAGGGCCGAGGGGCCGGGGCCCAGGUGGUCGUCGAGGUAGGCGAAGUCCUCGUAGCGCAGGCCGUCGGGACACGUCCACUCCCGCUGCUUGCGCCUGUGGCCAGCUGACAUGACACGGACACACAAAGAGGGAGAGGAGAGGGACGGGGCAGUACUGAGUGGUCUGUGAGAUGGAUGCAGUCUAGUUGCCCACCCACCACCUACCGAGAAGCAGUGUCUUGUCUUGCCUCAUAAUGUGGGCUGCCUGCCAGGCCUUCUUCAGGCACUCCGUUCCUUUCUUGACAUCCUCCUCGCUGUACGUGCCUUUGGGGAUGCGAAGCAGCUUGUCCAUGUCCUCCUUGACCUGCUGCUGCUGGGCGUCACACGACGCUGCACACACACCCACAUAGACAGACAGACAUGUAUACACACAGAUAACCAGUCAGCUGGCGGGGCGGUGGCGUGUGUGUCAAUCGACCGACCCACCGAUUUGGUGGCCGAGCCCAUGGCACAUUUCGUCAAUGUGCACCUGUUACACACACACACACACAGAGAGAGAGAGAGAGAGAGAUUGACCUGCUCGAUUCGAUUGCCCGGGGAUGUAGGUCGUGUCUGCCGUGUCUGCUUUGGGUGUCCUUGCCGCUGACCUUCUUCUCGAGGUUAUCGUCGGCUUUGGCGUAAUCGUCUUGUAUGCAUGGCGGGAGGCCGCCGGUCUCCUGGAUGAAGGCCUCCGCGGCCGCCCCCUCGGCUGCCUCAUACCGGUCGACCAGUCCCCUCCGCUCCCUGUCACGAAGGUCGGUACAUCGCUGCACUCAGACAGACACAGAGGGAGGCCACACAACAGUAUGUCUGUCUGUCUGUCUGCUCUCCUCCCCUUCCUGCCUCCUCCGUCACGUACCCUGAGGUACUGCCACAGCCAGUUGGCGAUGAAGUCUUUGAUGAUCUUGGCGGUCGUGACAGCGUCGAGGUGCCGAAGGUGGCGGCAGUCCGUGGUGAGCAGGUCGAAAAUGACACCACUCACGAACUUCGCCUCGCUGCCCUCGGGGGCCUCGCCCUCGUCGUAGCCCGCCAUCUCCAGCAGCUUCAUCUCCUCUCCCAUCUCCUCAGCCGAGUGGCAAAGCCGCCAGCCGGUGGCGAGCGCUCCAAUUCUCAUCCGAAGCACAUACAUCUCCGCCACAACGCUCUCGGCGCUCGGCUGCUGCUGCUGAUGGUGUGAUGGAUGUCCUUUCCGGCCGCCCGCGGCUCUGCCUUUGCCCUGCCCGCCUCCGCCGCCUGCACCGCUCUUGCCGUCCCUCUGCCGAUUCUUGGUGAACUUGUCUCGCUCAGUUCGCAGCAGCCUUGACUUGACGUCUGCCAGCCACCCCAGGGGAUCGGCCUUCUUCCGCCCUGUCCCCUUGCUGUGCGCUGAUGUGGAUGCGUCGUCGGCGGUCAGCUUCUUUGGCCGCUUGUACUCGCCGAAGUACGCGUCGAGGCAUGUCGUGAGCCACUGCGGCGGGGUGAAGGGCCGGCCCAAGAGGAAGGCCCUCUCCAGCAGCCGCACCUGGUCCAUCAGCCGGCAUGCCAGCAAAUCCCGCAAAUCGAUGAUCCACGGGAGCUCAUUCACACCCCGAUAAGGGACGAAACCUUCGGGUAGAUACUCCGGGUCCGGCACCGGCACCGGGGGCUUCAUGUCCCGCCCAAAGAGGCCGUUGAGGGGGUGCGGUGCAUAGAGGCUAUCGCGGACCCACUGCUGGAGGUCGGCCAGGGAGGGCUCCUUGCUGUCCAUCCGCGGCUCGAACAUCUUGCAGAGGGCGAAGAGGGAGAGCAAGUCGAAGCAUCCCUCCUCGCGGCCGAUGCGAUCCAGCACCGUCAGCAUCUGCUCGUGACGCCAGGGGAGGUCGAACCAGACGUCCGACACCGGCACGAGCACGGCAAAGAAGGCGUCCACGAUGAGCGGGAUGUCCCACCGCACGGCCCACCGCGCCGCCACCUCGUCCCACUUGGCCGCAUCAAUCGACACACGGCCUCUGCGGUCGGCCGCCUCACCAUUGGCAUUCUCCUCCUCCCCCUGUGUGCCGUCAGUGCCGAGAAGCUCCGUCAGAGUGCGGGGGCGGAGACCGUCGCUGCCGCAUGUGGCGGCUGAUGGGCCUGGCUCUCCAUCCGCACCGUCCGUAUCCUUGCCUUGGCUGUCUUGUGGUGUGGGGGAACCGCUCUCGGGGGUGGCUGCCGGCGAGGCCGACGGUGGCCCGCUAUCGCCUCCCCACUCAUGCGAGCCGGGCUGCAUGGCCAGGGCACUCUCAAGGUGCUCGAGCGCCGCCACGAUGGCAGUCGGAAUCUCCUUACGGCUGGCAAGAAAGGCCUCGAAGGUCGGGGAGGGGCGGGGGCCGGAUGGACGGUCUCGAUCCGACGGGGGAGGAAGAGGGUGCCGAAGGCUGUCGAGGUCGCUGUCGCCUCCAUCAUGGUUGCGCACCUCACGCAGGACCUGGGCGAUUUUGUCGUAGCCGCAGCUGGCCUCGAGGUGCCUCACGAAGAGGUCGUUGACUACCGACUUCAUCAGCAAGCCGGGGAAGUGAUGGACAAACCCCUGUAGGCAGGCGUGGCGUGCAUCAAGGAACCACACCAGGCACACCAGGCAGUCAGACAGAAUCCCAUCCAUCUACGCGCUGCAUGCAUGGAUAUUCCAUCAACGAACCGCACCUGGAUCGGGCGUAUCUUGUCUACGGCGUCCCAGGAUAACCUGUCGGGCUCGUCAUCGGGAUCGAACCCCACGAUGCCGCUCAGGGGCGGGCCGUCCGACCCCACUUCUCUGCCCGCACUCAGCACGUCUGGCAGCCACUUGGGCUCUACAAAGAUCUCGUGACCCUCGGCCAGCUCGGCCCCCUUCCUCACACUCCGCUCCAGGCUGACCGUGAGGGGCACACGCACCAGCCGCUGCAGGCUGCACUUGCAGUCCUCAUCCCUCGCCGCGAAGCACGGGCAGCCCUCUCGCUGGAGCUUCCGUGAGUGGUAGCUGGAGAGCUUCUCGCACCUAAUUAAGGCUUGGACCUCCUCCUCUGCCGACUUGUCCGGCCGGCCGUGCAUCCUGUCGUGGACGAGCUUGCGGAGGUGAGAGAGACGAGACGAGAGCGAGGAGGGAUCUGUGGAGGGGCGGGAGGAGCUCUCGGAAGGCCGCUGCUCGUUCCCAUUCUGCUUCUCCAUCCCCAUCUUCCUCUCCUGGGAAGCAAUCCAUGCCGCCGCACGAGCAAUGUCGUGCUGGUUGGCUGAGUUCAUGGGGAAGAGUCCCUCGCCGAGCUCGGUCACCGCGUCUUGGAUAUUCGCGAUAUUCUCGAUAUUCUCCCUCAUGCUUUUCUCCAUCAUCUCGAUCUGCCCCAUAAGCUCCUUGUGCUUCCAGAAGUCAGGUUCAUCCUCGGGCGGCUGCGGGCAGAACUCAUUGGCGGAGCCGCUCCGCUCCGCCGCCUCGUUCAUGUCGAUGACAGAGGUGCUCUCGCUGGGCGGGGAGGCCGAGGGCGGCACGGAGGCAUCGUCGGCCUCCUUCGCACGCUUGCUCUUCUUGCUGCCCCUCUUGGUCUUCUUCUUGGGCUUCGGUGGACCGGCGGCAGCACCUGGUCCAUCAGCACCUGCUGCUGCUGCAGGGCUGGCAUCGUCAUGCCCAUCAGGCUGAUCCCGCUCUUCCUCUGCAUCAUCAGGCUGGCACUCAUCAUCUUUGCCGUCGGCACCGUCGCGGUCUGCUGACGGCCCGUUGGCUGAUGGUCUCUCGGGGUCGGCCAUUGAGAUGGCGGUGCGGGUGACUGACCACCGGAGAGAGUCACGGGCUCACGCUGCUCUGCAGGUACAUGCGAAGAACACAAAGAUGGACAAUCAAUGCCCGGGGAUAUAGAUCAGGUACAUGGAUGCUUUCCUGCUGGAUGGGGUCGUGUCACUUCCUCGAGAGCGUGGCGCAGAUCUCGCCGCAAGACACACACUUAAAUCCUCUUAAACGUCCAACACCCACAUACAAGGCAGGGACGGCAC
This is a messenger RNA of Vitrella brassicaformis, 8570 nucleotides long. The record is from the annotation of a GenBank genome assembly. Lineage: Eukaryota; Vitrellaceae.